This is a messenger RNA of Durusdinium trenchii, 610 nucleotides long. The record is from the annotation of a GenBank genome assembly. NCBI's taxonomy places the organism in Eukaryota, Dinophyceae, Suessiales, Symbiodiniaceae.
AUGCUCUCGAGAGCCUUCGAGUUCCGCACCGGUGCAGAGGGCGUGGGUGGAUUCUUGUGCCCAGGAGCCACGUUGCAGGUCUCGUUGGUGGGGUUCCAGGAGGGGAACACUACUGGCAAGGGCCCUUCUGUUGAGCUGGUCAGCAGUUCCGAUUGCCCUUGUGCGCAACGUUGUCGGGCGUCGUGUGCCGUGGCAGAGGGAUGGAGAUCUGCGCAGGCCAACAAGUUCGGCAAGUGUUGAAGGUGAGUGAAUCAUGUAGGGCCUGUAGGGUUCGAAUCACUGCUGUAAAUGACAUGAAGUUGAUCCACCCCGGUUCAUCCAUCCCAGAAUCCAUGUUGCUCUUUGCCCUCCUUUUUGUCCAUGCAUUGGUCCAUGCAUCUCGAUCCCAGUCUUCAGGAGGAGCCGCAUGUCCAUUUGGCUUGCAUCGGAGCAUACCUCGUGGUGCAGAACCUCAAACUCCUGAGACCUUUCGAGCCAUGUUUGGUGUCGAGGCUAACGUCCAGUCGGGUCACCAGCCAUGGGUCGGGACGUUUCAUUCCCGGUCCGAGGAAGACGAGUGCGAACGGUCUCUCCGAACGACCGGGUCCCCGUGGUCCGAAACGCCUUCGAC